This is a messenger RNA of Naegleria lovaniensis, 1341 nucleotides long. RefSeq lists its product as uncharacterized. Lineage: Eukaryota; Heterolobosea; Eutetramitea; Acrasida; Naegleriidae. The transcript is spliced from 6 exons. The record is from RefSeq and is a predicted model, not a curated record. Gene Ontology annotation, molecular function: metal ion binding. Bases 1 to 1341 code for a protein of 446 amino acids.
AUGUUCAAUUGGCAAUCCAUGUUUCAAAACAACAAUAACAACAACAACAACAAACAUGAUGCUUCCCUCUCGGAACUCAACAAGUUAUCAUCAUCAUCUUCUCAUCAAACAACAACAACAAAUCAAAACACUACCAACACUACCAACAACAACCAUGAUUUUGAAGUGAUUCAAACCACCCCUUCCUCCAAUCAUCAUCAUGGAUUGAAUGACCACCACCACCACAAUGAUAAUAACAUCCAUGUUGACCCUAUCCAUAUUGACCCUAUCCAUAUUGACCCUUCUGAUGACUCUUCUCAUAUCCAUCUCGUCAUUCUCAUUGCUGGUAUGGGUGCAAGAAAGAAUCAUCCAUUGAGUGAAUCUGUCUUGAUACCAGCUGGUAAAUGGUUUGAUAUUUACAAGUGUCAAUUAGCCAUGAAAGAAUCCAUUAAUGCUCUCUUCAAUCAAUAUGCAUCGAAUCAAGUGAAAUCUCAAUCUCCUCAUAUUCUUGUGAAAUCCAUUGAUUAUUGUUCAACAGUGAGAGAAGAGGGAGGAUAUACGGACAAGUUAAAUUUAGUCACCAUGAAAUCAGGUGUACAAUUAUUACGAACCAUUGCCAAUGAGAGUAUGAUUGAUGUAUUAAUGUAUAAUAGUGAAAAGAUUAAGAAACAAAUGCAAUCUGUUGCAAUUAAACAAAUUAAUGAAAUAUUGGAUGAAAUGAAAGGAUUACCAGUGAAAACCAUUUCCAUUGUUGGUCAUUCACUUGGAUCUGUAUUAGCCUUUGAUAUUUUAUAUCAACAUCAACUCUCUGAAAAUACAUUAUUGAAAAGAACACCAACUCAUUGUUUUUUAUUGGGAUCUCCACUUGGAUUAUUUCUCACUAUGGACAUUCAAACCAAUCAUCGAGAAUUAGAAGCUUUUCAUUUUGUGAAUCCAAUUUCUGGUAAAAAACAAUUAUUAAGAGAUUUACCAGUCUAUCAUUUGUAUCAUCCCUAUGAUCCUGUUGCAUAUCGUUUAGAUCCUCAUUUAGAUCCUAAAUUUGCUAAAUUUGAUCCAUUGAGUUUGGAUUUCUUCAGUAAGAGAGCGAGACCACCCAGUCAUCCAGUUGUUCAAUUGACCAAUGCUUUCAAUCAAAUGUUAGUGACCUUUGGAAUGGAUACCAACAAAAUUAAUGAUGAAUAUCGUGAAUUAAUUAAUCAAUAUGAAAUUAUUGAUCAUGCACUUCCUGUCAUGUCUGAAAUUGUUAUCAACGAGUACUUGUCAGCCAGUGAUGUUCAUUUGAGAUAUUGGAGUAAUUCUGAAGUUGUUAGUUUUAUUUUGGAAAAGUUAAAUCUAAUUUCAGUGGAUCAGACGACCAAUUAA